Eublepharis macularius is the source of this 509-nucleotide messenger RNA. RefSeq names its product cytochrome c oxidase subunit 7A2, mitochondrial. NCBI's taxonomy places the organism in Eukaryota, Metazoa, Chordata, Lepidosauria, Squamata, Eublepharidae. The record is from RefSeq and is a predicted model, not a curated record. Gene Ontology annotation, biological process: mitochondrial electron transport, cytochrome c to oxygen; regulation of oxidative phosphorylation; mitochondrial respirasome assembly. The transcript has 4 exons. Bases 88 to 339 code for a protein of 83 amino acids.
CCUUGAAACCAAUCACUUCCUUUUCCGGUGCCCUUGGAUCUGCGUUCGAGGGAAAGGAGGAAGAGGGGAGAAGGGAAAGUAUUCAAGAUGCUUCGGAACGUUUUGGCUCUUCGAAACAUUUCCCAGCGAACCAUAAGUACUGCCUCACGCAGGCAGAUUGAAAACAGGGUUUCAGAACACCAGAAACUUUUCCAGGAAGAUAAUGGCAUUCCAGUAUACCUCAAAGGUGGAAUAACAGAUGGACUGCUGUACCGAUUUACCAUGGCUCUUUCUGUUUUUGGAACGGGCUUUGUCAUUUAUGAACUCUUGAUGGCUGCAAUGCCCAAGAAGCAGAAAUGACUCCAGUAUAUAGGGCGCAUCUUUGAGAAACUUUGCUCUGUCCCAUUCCAUUACACUCUUCAGGGACCUUCCUUGUCCUUGUCCUAUAUGAUUGAUGUGUCUGGGAUCAAUAUUUAUUGAGUUGUACUGUUGUAAACCACAAUCAAUAAAGCCGUUUUACAUUGCUGUGA